UAAAUAACGUUCUCGGGGAGGUAACUGCGUGCGCCUAUCGGAAGUGGAAAGAUACAGGUGCUCCAUUUGUUGUUAGUGGAGCUUCGGGGAGGGAUAUGUUUUACACGCAAGUGUGAUGUAGAUUUUUAACACCACAGAUCACAAUGAGGAACAAACUUUUCUUGGCCUGUGCCUUAGUGCUAGUUUUUUGUGCUACUUUGGUCCUGUGUUGUGACGAGGGUGUUUGUGUUAGUAUCGUUAGCAAGUGUUUAUUAAUUAAAUCAUGUGACUGCGAUAUGACCAGUUUGAAGAACUGUACGUGUUGUAAAGACUGUCAGUUGUGCUUGUCCAAGUUGUACACCGAGUGUUGUUCCUGUGUUGGUUUAUGUCCAAAACCCGAUCCUGAUGAUGAUUUACAAGAUGGCAGCACAAUAGAAGAUCUAAAUGACCCUAUACCAGAACUUUUUAAUGUGUUAACAGAGCAACCUGACAUAGAGAAAAGAUGGACUACGUUUUCUCAUCCUGUGCACUUUGGUGCCCUGUUGUAUAAACCUAAUCAUGGAAUUCUUGAUCUCUCCAGAGACAUUAGACAAGAAGCUACAAAGGAUAGCUAUGGAUCAGAGCUGAACUGCACAGUAGCUUUCAUGUCCCAAUGCUGCUCUCUUAAGAAGUGUAAAGUUUCCUGCAUGUCAAUGGGAGCUGCACAAUACCGAUGGUUCCAUGAUCAUGGCUGUUGUCAGUGUAUAGGAAACAACUGCAUCAGCUAUGGAUUAAACAGUGCAAAUUGUCUUCAGUGUCCUCCACAAGACGAAGAAACUGAAAAUCAAUUACAAGAAGAAGUGAACAAACUGGUAGAAAAUUCUCUUGUAGAGGAAGAGGAGGAGUUUGAUGAGGAGUUUGAUGAUGAGGAUGAGGAAGAUGAAUUAGAGGAGGACAGGGGUAUUAAUGAGCUGAAAACUGUUGGCUAACACCUGAUGUUUGUGAUAGAUUAAAAAUAGAAACAACAUGUAGACAAGAAUUCAUAUAUUUUAGCAAUACAUCAUGGAUGAUCUGUCAAAUUGGAUCUGCAUAUUUGUUAUUUAUGUUGUGAGUAUACAUAUCUUUUAAAAUGUCCACGUACCGUUGAAAUCAUUAUGUUAAAAUAUUGAUUUGAAGAUCAUGAUUUUUCAGAAUUUGUCCGAAUGAAUUCUGUGUACAGUAAUUUCUGUUAAUUUAUCUUGUUUUGUAAAUGUCCUCUGUCAGUAUUUAGUGAGGAGUUCAGUAUUGUCCCUUUGUUCUCUAGAUUUGUUCAGGGUUUCUUAUUAGACACCCUUACAGUAAAUUCUGUAUUCUUGUAUUUGUAGGUUUAAUGUACUAAGGUACAAAAUACAUGUACACAUAAUUUCAUUAUGUGUACAUCAUUUUUUUUCAUUUCUUUUUUUAUGUGUACAUGUACUUGGUUUAUUUAUAACUUUUUAUUCAGUUACAUAUAGAUGUUUUUAAAUUACUUGUUCUUUUACCAAAACACCUCAAUCAACCUAUUAACAUUGUUAUUUUUAGCUCACUUGAGCCAGUGACCAAAGGCUCAGUUAGUUUUUCUGAUCAAAGAAUGUCCCAUGUCUGUAGCCAUCUGUCUUGUCCUGUUUUGUUGUAAACUUUUCACAUUUUCAUUUUUUCUCCAGAACCACUGACCAUUUCAACUAAACUUGCCACAACACAUCUUUGGGUAAGGGGAUUCAAAAUUGUUUACCUGAUAGGCCACACCCUCUUUCAUGGGAAGAUAAUUAAGAGUGAAAAUAGUAUAGGUUCAUUCCUGUCUGUUUAAAUCUUGCCCCUGGGGCUACAUGGAGCCAUAACAAGGGUUAAAUGCGGGAAUAUUUUUAUGACAAAUUUUUCUAAAUCUUAAAUAAGAAUAUGACCGAAAGGGCUGUAAUUAGUGUAUAAUGCAAGCAUCCAAAUGUAGUCUGGAUUCAGAUUUGUUCAAAUCAUGGCUCCAGGGGCUAGGAUUGGGUACAUAGGAGGGUUUUGAGCUUUUCACAGAAAUAUGUGAACUUCUGCCAGAACAACAAAGAUAGAAUUUGUAAAGUUUGGGUCAUUAUACAUUAAACUGGAGUUGCUGACAUUGUCAACUCAGGUGAGCAUUGUGGACCAUGGGCCUUUUUUUUAGAUACACUUUUAUAGUGUAAUAAUUGCUUAUAAAAAUAUCUGCAAUUCAAUGAAUUGUAAAGGCUUCUCUUCAAAAUGGAGAGAAUAUAGGUAAAUCUGGUUUUAAUUGAGCGAGGUGUACCAGAUGGCACAUAUCUUCUUAUAGCAUGAAAUAGUGCAAUGUGUUUUCACUGAAAUAUUGGGGGAAAAGAGAUUUUAAAUACAGGACAAUGUUUAGUAUGAAUUUACACUUUUAUGUAAAGAUUUGUUACUGAUCACUUAUUUUACCCUCAAUUUAAUGACAAUUAUCUUACAAGCUUACAUACCAGAGCACAAGUAUAUUAAUUUUUUCAAACAUUUUUUAUUCAAAGAAACCUUGAAGUAUGCCCUAAAAUAUCACAUUUUCUGUGUAUUUAUACAUCCUAGUUAAUAAUGCAUUGACAAUUUUUAUAGUAUUUAUCAAUGCCCACCAAAAGCUGUUUUUAUGGUACUGUUAUAUUGAUUUUGACUUGAGAGCAUUUUGUAAAUACUUGACAUCAUGGUCACUGUUGAUAUUUUCUGUCCAUGUUUUAUUGAUUAUACAUAUACGUCCAGAUGUCAAGUUCUCUCCCCUUGUAAUUCAAUAAUAGUGCUUUUUUGGACCAAAGACCAAAUAAAAUUUGCAAUAACAUUG
Molecule: messenger RNA, 2776 nt
Organism: Saccostrea echinata
Lineage: Eukaryota; Metazoa; Mollusca; Bivalvia; Ostreida; Ostreidae
Product: twisted gastrulation protein homolog 1-A-like
Exons: 5
Coding region: 144-947 (267 amino acids)
Biological process (GO): regulation of BMP signaling pathway
Source: RefSeq, a predicted model, not a curated record